Tripterygium wilfordii is the source of this 732-nucleotide messenger RNA. RefSeq lists its product as uncharacterized. The record is from RefSeq and is a predicted model, not a curated record. The transcript has 3 exons. NCBI's taxonomy places the organism in Eukaryota, Viridiplantae, Streptophyta, Magnoliopsida, Celastrales, Celastraceae. Bases 100 to 504 code for a protein of 134 amino acids.
CCUACGAUUGCCCCAGACCUCCGCCAGUCCGCCUCUUUUUUGGGCAAUAUAUAACUAUUAACCUCUCAAUUAUGAACGAACGUCUAGGUGAAGUCGAGAAUGGCUUUUAGGGUUUGGUCGGUGGCCAGAAGGGUUUCAAGGCCUCAGCCAUCCGUAAUGCACUACGUAUCUCAACACAUGCUCUUCGAUUGUACAUCCUCUUCUCCCCAGUUUAAUAGAUCAACUCUGCCACCAAAUUCAAGAGUCAAAUUUAUACACGAGACACCAAUCGAGAGAUUUGAGGUUGUGAAAAGUAGAGUGGAGCAACACAUUAAGGAGGUGAAGUGUGAACUGCAAGACUUAGAGACUAUGUCAACUGAAUUCCAUGCCACAUCGACCAAAUUGAAAGAGAGUGUUCGCAGCGACAUGUCAAAAGUCGACGCCUUAGCUGCCAAGAUUAACUUGAGCCCUACCUCUAAGGUUGCGGUCGGUCUUGCCUUUCUCUGUCUUGGAUUCUAUCUCUAAUUGCUACCCAUCUUGGAAAGGCGAGAAGUUUAGUAGUUUGCGCGAGGCUGGAAAAUGAAGCAAGUUGAUGUUUGCACUUUGUAUUUUUUUACCUGGUAUUUAGUACUCUACCCAAGGAUGUUUGCAUUCAACUGUUUGUGUAUUGCUUCGUGUGUUUCAUGCUUUAGGCUGACACUCUACAGAUUGUCAUUUAAUUAACCUUAAAUGUAUUUCUUUUCUUGUGUUUUA